AUGUAUCAUUUUUCACAGAAUUUUGAAGUCCAGGUAUUUAUCGACGAUGAUCUUGAAGAUGAUACUCGGUCGGAAUGUGAAGGCAGCGUCGCAUCUUCAACCAUUAGCCUUCGGCCAUCAAUCCGAUCGUAUCAUGAGGAGAACGGGCGGACAUAUCAUCACUACAAGGAAGGCAAAUACAAUAUUCCAAACGACGACAAAGAGCUGGAUAGACAAGAUCUAGAACAUCACUUAUGGCUUCUUACCCUGGAUGACAGGCUUGGUCUCGCGCCACCAUGCCAGCCCAACGCCAACGUCGGUCGAGUCCUCGAUGUCGGGACAGGUACGGGGAUUUGGGCCAUGAACUACGGUGAAGAACACCCGCAAGCCCGAGUAUACGGAAACGAUCUUUCUCCGGUUCAGCCAGAUCAUACACCGCCAAAUGUUAGAUUUGAGGUUGACGACGUGGAAGACGAGUGGACGUUCUCCCGUCCAUUCGACUACAUCCAUAGCAGGGUAAUGACUUCCAGCAUCUCCGACUGGAGUCUUUACUUACGUCGGUGCCUUGACAACCUUGAGCCGGGGGGAUAUCUGGAACUUCAGGAGCUUGACUGCGUUCCGCGCUCCGAUGACGGGACCCUCACUCCAGAAAGCCCGUUGAUGAAAUGGGCUGAUCUUCUCGUUGAAGCAUCAGAAAAGUGCGGGCGCCCUUAUAUCCGUAUCCCUCCACUCAAGGACCUUAUGGUUGAGAUAGGGUUCGAGGACGUGUGCAUUUAUAUGCAUAAGUGGCCCACUAAUAGCUGGCCAAAGGAUCCAAAGUUCAAGGAGCUUGGGAUGUGGCAAAAUCAAAGCAUGAUGGAAGGACUCGAUGGCUUCACUAUGGCCCCUUUAACUCGGGCGCUGAAGUGGAAGAAGGACGAGGUGAACGUAUUCCUAAUCGAUGUGCGGAAGGAGAUCAACGAUAGAGACGUCCACGCAUACUGGCCCAUGUAA
Messenger RNA from Colletotrichum siamense, 972 nucleotides. RefSeq names its product Secondary metabolism regulator LAE1. The coding region runs from base 1 to 972 and encodes 323 amino acids. The record is from RefSeq and is a predicted model, not a curated record. The transcript is spliced from 8 exons. Gene Ontology annotation, molecular function: methyltransferase activity. NCBI's taxonomy places the organism in Eukaryota, Fungi, Ascomycota, Sordariomycetes, Glomerellales, Glomerellaceae.